AAGGCGACUUCCUUUUAGGAUAAGAAGGAUCUGCUGGUGAAGGUGAAGCGAGAUUGCUUCCAGUUUCGCUGGGUUUCUCUAGAGUGAUGUAACCAGCUUGGUAACGUUCAAAGGAGGACGGGCACCCCGAAGAGGAGAAAAUGAUUAUACACUUAUGGAGAUAUUUCUAUACAAAUAUCUUUCGAUUUUGGCUAAAAUGGAUCGUAAGACUGGUAACUGGAAAAUGUGAAUUGCAACGUAUUUGUAAUGGCACAAGGAAAAAUGCAGAAAGAACACUACGAAUAGAAUAUUCACUGGAAUCAUCAAAGUAUAAGUCCUUGCAAAAUGCUGUGAAUGCUACUGAAGAUGAAGUGGAAAAAUAUGUUGCGUUCAUAAUAGAAGAAAAGAAGAUUAAAAUACAGAAAGAUAUAGGGUUUGCUUCAAAGCUACAAUUAUGUUUGCUCCAAAUAUCAGGCUUCAGGAAACUCUGUUUGGCUGUAGAAGAUCUCAGAAAACAAGUAUAUAAUUCAGACAGUAAAGAACAUGAAGAACAGUUAAUGGAGCUCUGGAAUUUGUUAAUGCCCCAUGAAAAACUGAAAGCUAGAAUCACAAAACAGUGGUGUGACAUUGGUUUCCAAGGUGAUGACCCUAAAACAGACUUCAGAGGAAUGGGAAUGCUGGGAUUAACUAAUCUUCUAUAUUUUAGUAAACAUUAUCCUCAUGAAGCUCGUCAAAUCCUUGCCCGUUCAAAUCAUCCAAAACUUGGAUACUCUUAUGCAAUUGUUGGGAUCAACUUGACAGAGAUGGCUUACUGUCUGUUAACAAAGGGACUUUUAAAAAGUCACUUUUACAACUCGGUUCCUGGUACUCCGCAGCUGAACGAUUUCCAUCAGUUUUACUGUUACUUGACUUACGAGUUUGACAAAUUUUGGUUUGAAGAGAAGCCGGAGAGUAUUAUGUACUUCAACCAGUAUAGAGAGAAGUUUCACGAAAAAGUCAAAAGACAACUCCUGGAUUAUAAUGUGGUUCUUGCCUUAAAAAAUGAAAAAUAGAAAUGUGUGAUUCUUUGAGUUCUGUAUAUAAAUAUUAUGCACUUGACCGGAACUCUUGUAUUCAACCAAAAAUUCCAUUUAAUGCUCAAAGUUUUAUACAACCAUUAUUUUUAUAGAAAAAUGAGCUUGGACAAUCAAUACUUAUUUAAGACUGAACAUUAUAUUCUAAAGAUAAUUUUUUUAAUAUUAAGAUUCUUAUGGGAUCAUAGGACCUCACAGUUUUUGUACACUUAGUAAAAGUGAAAAAUAAUUUUGAACUUUAUCACAUUGCUCAACAAUAGCUUCAUAUCUAAAUUUGAUUCGUAUUUGAUUUAUAGUAAGAGAUGGUAUGAUAUUUCAUGAAUAGAAAUUUUGUUCUAGUUUUUUUAUAUUGUAUAUUUUGUUCUUUUCAAAUAUGGAAGAUGUAGCACUCUAUUAUGAUUUGGAAAAGAAUACACAUCAAUAAGUAGUAUGUUACUUAGAUGAAUGAAAGCAGUCUUUAGUGUCCUUAUUUAGCCAUAUUCAUUAACUUUUUUAUCUCCCUUUAGAUGAGUAUAGACAGACACUACCAGAUGAACCUUUCAUUUUAAAAGAAACUUUACAUAGUGCCAUAAACACUAAGGCUAAAUAAUUUUUGCCUGUAUUGUACUAUAAUUGCCAUCACAUAUCAAUCCCUGUCCCUCCACCUGCUUUUCUUCAGCUAACAAACUUUUAGGAGGCAUAGAAGCUUAGAGGAUUAGAGCUUAAAGUAUUUAAUAGAAGAUAAUCAAUAAUUAGUCAAUUGAAUUCUUUUUUCAAUAUACUUGUAUCAUUUAUUGAGGACUACGUAUUGGAUAUUCUCAGACAAUCUAAGCAAUAGGAUUGUACUCAUGUUGAAAAUCUACAAAGCCUUGUUAAUUUUUUUUCUAAAUAAAACUUUGUAUUUAGCCUUGUUGGCAUUUGAGAAACGGACAGAGUGAUCAAGGUUGUUACUUUAAAGUGCCUUUUACUCACAGCAAUUGAGUAUCAUCCCUGGAGCUGGGAUUAACUGAUUUCUAGAUAGCUCCUAGGAUGUGCUUAUAUCUAAUACUGGAAUUGGGCAUAUUUAAUCUUACUAACUAAAAAUUUACUUGUGAAUUAUAUCACCAAUCUGUAAAAAAUUAAAUAAAAGUAUUUGAAGAAUAUUUUAAGAAGAGUAUGAUUAUAUAUGACAAUUUGGGCAAAAUUUAUUAUGGAUUGGGCCCUGACAAACAAAUAGAAGGCUUAUUUUUACUGUUUACAAUUAUCUUGCAAAUGCUCAUUUUAUCAAAAAAAAAAUUGCUGAAAGAAAACAUUAGAUACUAUAUAAAAUGCAUGUUGGACACUUUUUUUAAAAAAAAUCUGGUUUAUACUGUCCUACUGAGCUUUCUUUACAAGUAUAGCUCUGCUUUAUUAUGAAUCAGGGAUUCUUCCUGUGAAACAAAAUUAAAAAACUCAUAUAGUUAGUUGUAUGGGGAUACUGGAGACAUUUGUUCAUGGCAUGCAAUUGCAUUGAAUUCAUUAUUGGAUGAAUUUUUUUAAAAAUAUAAGAUUGUUCCUUUUUCAUAAUAUAAAGAUUAGGUUUGCUGUAAAAUGCAUCAAAACACUGGAAUCCAAAGGUUUUGAAUCAGUUUACCAGAAAUUUCAGACUGUAUCUUACUGGUAGUUUGUAGUAAAUGCUAUCCUAAUUAUUUUAUUAAUCUGUUUUUGAUUGGGAUUGUAGUACACUUGCAGAUCUCAGAUGCUGACUCUGAGCCUUCACAAGCAUUAUUUAAUUGGUUAUCUGGUUAACAGUUUUAUGGGCUAAUCUUUCUCCAAUAGUUAGAAGUGCUGUCAAUUUCCUUAGGCUAUUAAUGGUGAUUGGGGGAAUCAAUACUUUUUUAUCAUGUUUAAAGGAAAGAACACACAUUUUCUAGGCUAGAUUUUAGAAAACACUGAAUAUUGAAAUGGCCACUGUGGUCUCCCAAAUACAGUUUUAUCUUUCCUUACAGGCAUUCAGGAAUUUGGCUGUCUCAUAGUCAGUCUAUCAAUUCAGGGAAAAGAGCAAAGUUUGUCACUGAUCUUUUGCAACGUUUAGACAACUGCAGAAACAUUUGCUACAGCUGACUGUAUGAAUUGGUUCCCAAUUUUGUGUGAAGGGCUGCAACCUGUUAUGCUGCAACACCAUCCUUGUAAGAUUGAGGCUUUAGAACAACAUUAGGCUUCCUUUGUGGGCUUGGGGCACAUUUAGAAUUUUGAGAGCAUGUGGUGGGUAUUCUCAGAAAAUGGUUGAAUAUGGUUUGUGAAUGUAUAAAGGCAAAACCUCAAAUUUGGGACGUUCAUUGUGAAUGCUUUGAAACUAUUUCACAUUCGCUUCUUAAGAUCCCUACACUGACAAAUAAUGUGUAAUAACAAAAUAUAAAGACAAUGUUAAUAGUUAAAGCAGAAACCAGUAUUUAAGUAACUUAUUAGGUUCAUGUUACAACAAAAUGCUUAUAUUAUAUGGAAAAACUUAAAUCUUAGUAAGUGAAAAUUAAAAGAAGGCACAAGCUUAUACCCUGCUUCAGCUAGUGUGAUCUUUUUAAAGCUGCUAAUAGUUGUAGUUGAGAAUUUUCAGUAAGAGGAUUUGUAUCUGGGGUGUGCAAAGUCCAUCUGAUCCAGGGCUUCAGAAAUGAUCCAGUUAGAUAUGGGUUAUUUUGGAUAUAAAUUAUUGCCUGAUAUAGAGAAACAUUGGUCCCUUUUCCAAAGUCUUAGCAUGGGAAGAAGCUAAGCAGCUAUAACAUUUUUGUCUGAAUAGGAGUGGAGUGAAUUACAAACAAGGUGGACAUUAUGAGGGGAUGAAGUAC
Python bivittatus (Burmese python) is the source of this 3832-nucleotide messenger RNA. It is a transcript of the gene ELMOD2, whose product is annotated as ELMO domain containing 2. NCBI's taxonomy places the organism in Eukaryota, Metazoa, Chordata, Lepidosauria, Squamata, Pythonidae. Gene Ontology annotation, molecular function: GTPase activator activity. Gene Ontology annotation, cellular component: membrane. The record is from RefSeq and is a predicted model, not a curated record.